This is a messenger RNA of Mirounga angustirostris (Northern elephant seal), 934 nucleotides long. RefSeq lists its product as uncharacterized. The coding region runs from base 1 to 750 and encodes 249 amino acids. The transcript has 3 exons. Gene Ontology annotation, molecular function: mRNA binding. NCBI's taxonomy places the organism in Eukaryota, Metazoa, Chordata, Mammalia, Carnivora, Phocidae. Gene Ontology annotation, cellular component: cytoplasm; nucleus. The record is from RefSeq and is a predicted model, not a curated record.
AUGGGAAAGAGAAUUCAUCAGAAUCCCUGUCCUGGACACCAUUCUGUAGCAGUAACUGAAGGUAGAGAAACGCCUAUUUGUAAAAGCGUGAUCGAGCGGAUCAAGAGAGGAAAGAUAUCUCAGUGGAGACCGGUGGUAACUCAUGCUCUCAUUCCUAAAACGUAUCUUGGAGAAGAAAAUGUUAAGGGAUUCAUCGAAGCAACACGGUAUAGAAUAAAAUGUUCUGGAACCAAACCCACAAUAUCUCCAAGAUAUGACUGUAUUUGCUGUAAGUCACCCGGCCUUGACGCGGUGUUGCGGUCCGGUAGAGCGAGCUCCGGAGGUGUCCGGAGGAAUUCCAGGGUUUGCUGCAGUAACCUUUCAGUCCACCAAGAUGGCGAUGCAAGCGGGAAGAGGGCGAACAUUCGACUUCCACCCGAAGUAAAUCGGAUUUUGUAUAUAAGAAAUUUGCCAUACAAAAUCACAGCUGAAGAAAUGUAUGAUAUAUUUGGGAAAUAUGGACCUAUUCGUCAAAUCCGAGUGGGGAACACACCCGAAACUAGAGGAACAGCUUAUGUGGUCUAUGAAGAUAUCUUUGAUGCCAAGAAUGCAUGUGAUCACCUUUCAGGGUUCAAUGUUUGUAACAGAUACCUGGUGGUUUUGUACUAUAAUGCCAACAGGGCAUUUCAGAAGAUGGACACAAGAAAGAAGGAAGAGCAGUUGAAGCUUCUCAAGGAGAAAUAUGGCAUCAACACAGAUCCACCAAAAUAAAUGUUCUCUGCAUUUUCAUUUUAGACUAAAACCCAUAAAUGAUUACCAUCACCCUUUUCUUAUUUUUAAUUAAUGCUGCAUGUUGUAAUUUCUUAUUCGAGAUUCAAAAGGACCUGCUUGAAACUUUGAUAUGUGUUAGAAUAUGUUAUGUGAAUAAAUUUGUAACUUUUUGUAAAAAAAAAAA